ACGCUGGGAGGUACGACGCAAGUGACGCCAUCCCGUCCCCUUCCACUCUCGUUCUCCGUCCGUGUCUCCCUCCUCCCAGAGCAUCCUUCUCACCUCCGCCAUCGCCAUCUUCAUCAUCGCUCGACUCUCGUCUCGUCCUUUCGCCGGGCCUUCAUCCUCUACCUCCUCCUCUUCAUCAUGUCCGCCGCCAAGCAGGGCGACCGCAAGGGUUCGGGCGAGUGGCGUGAGUUCUUCUGGAACCCGCGCACGCACGAGGUGCUGGGUCGAACCGCGGCCAGCUGGGGUCUGAUCCUGCUUUUCUACCUGGUCUUCUACCUGUUCCUGGCCGGGAUGUUCACGCUCACCAUGUACAUCAUGCUGCUGACGCUGGACGACUACAAACCCACCUGGCAGGACCGCCUCGCCACACCAGGGAUGAUGAUUCGUCCGAAGGGCAAUCAGCUGGAGCUCACCUACUCCCUGACGGAGACGAAAAGCUGGGAAGGCUUUGUGCAGAAUCUCGACUCCUUUUUGACUCCCUACGACGACACCCAGCAGGUCCAGAUGAAUGACGACUGCCUCCCCGACCAGUACUUCAUCCAGGAGGACAGUGGAGAGGUGAGGAAUAAUCCCAAGCGCUCCUGUCAAUUCAAUCGCUCAAUGUUGGAGGAAUGCUCGGGGUCUCCCGAUCCUUCCUAUGGUUACAGCCGAGGGCAGCCCUGCGUGCUGAUCAAACUCAACCGGGUGAUCGGGAUGCUUCCGGGAAAGGAUGGACAAUCUCCUUUUGUCACCUGUGCAGCCAAAAGGGAAGACAGCGACAAGAUGGGACCUCUGGCUUAUUAUCCACCAAAUGGAAGCUUCAACCUCAUGUAUUACCCUUAUUAUGGCAAGAAAGCUCAGGUGAACUACACUCAGCCGCUGGUGGCCGUCAAGUUCCUGAACGCCUCUCUCAACACCGACAUCGACGUUGAGUGCAAAAUCACCUCCAACACGCUCGCUCCCGGCAGCGAGCGAGACAAAUUCGCCGGCCGUGUGUCCUUCAAGCUACGAAUCGACAACAAGUAGCCGCGCGGCGUGGAACGCGCAAGGCUGCAACCGUCAACGCACCGCAGUCAUGACUCUGACCACACACGGUUUUGCACCACUUCGCACCCAAAGUUGCUGAACAAUCACAGCGCCCUCGCAGUUUGACGUCAGCCCACCAGAAUCUCAGUCUACCUUGCCUAACCUCAAUCAAGCCAUUUAUUUAUAUAUAUAUUUAUCUAUCUAUUUAUUUAUUUAUGCACUCACUUUCACCAUAUCCUGGAACCUUGGCUGGCACUUCUGUCAUUUAGUCCAGCGGCUCUCAAACUGGGGUUUCCUCACCACCCUAGUGCACAAGCUGUAGCUGGAGAGUCCGCAAAAAUAAUUUGCAAUAAGACAAUAUUUCAUAUCAUUUUAAAAAAUAAGUGCAUAUCUACGUAUGAGGAAAGGUACGCCAACAAAAUAUACACAAGACAAUUAUUUCUCCCUACCUUGGAUUUAUGUAAACUCUGAUCAGACUAUGUAUGAUCAAGUAAAUUUGACAAAGGAAUGAAGUUGUUUUUUGGGGGGGACUAGAAUAAAAAGUGUAAUAGUGUGAGGAGAAAUUGUGCAGGAUUUCCUUCCUUCGUUACAUUUUAACUUUAAUAUCGUGUAUUGGAAAACCCUGAAUUUAUUCACAAAGGAUUAUGACUGUAAAUAUGUUUGCUGAAAAAAUAUGAGUUUAUCCUCAUAAGUGUAUCAGGUUUUUUUUAUUUUUACCCCCUCACUCCAAACAAAAGUGAUAAUCAAAAUGUGACAAAAUUACGAGUCUAUUGUUGUAUUUGUUGGCAGCCAAAGUAAGUCCGGUGUCACAAUGGUGUUUUUUUCUAUUCAAUUAGUUUCUGACUUCACAAACAGUUUGUCUUAGUGAUUUUUUUAUGUACUGUACUUUCCUCACAAAUCUUCUCUCUUCCAAUCACCUUCGUUUGUGUGCAACCAAUCAUGAUGUAUGAUGUCAUGUGAUUUGGGUUGUCCUGUCUGAACAUAACCACGUGAUUAAAAACAACGAUUUUGUUCCUUU
Hippocampus zosterae (dwarf seahorse) is the source of this 2062-nucleotide messenger RNA. RefSeq names its product ATPase Na+/K+ transporting subunit beta 2a (gene atp1b2a). The coding region runs from base 178 to 1044 and encodes 288 amino acids. Lineage: Eukaryota; Metazoa; Chordata; Actinopteri; Syngnathiformes; Syngnathidae. The record is from RefSeq and is a predicted model, not a curated record. Gene Ontology annotation, biological process: sodium ion export across plasma membrane; potassium ion import across plasma membrane; intracellular sodium ion homeostasis. Gene Ontology annotation, cellular component: sodium:potassium-exchanging ATPase complex. Gene Ontology annotation, molecular function: ATPase activator activity. The transcript has 8 exons.